UGCGGCUCGCGCCGGGCGUGCGGGGCGCGCUGCCUGGGGCCGGGCAGCCCCGAGCGGAUCCACUCGCCCCGCUUUUUCCGGAGAGAUCUCUUUGGGGAGCUGACGCUCGAGCCUUCGCGACCCACUCAGAUUCCUCUUGGUCUCCGAGUAGCGCUAGGAGGAGGAGGGGGACGCUUUCUGCAGUUGGCCUCGUUAGCUGCCAAGAGGACCCGUCUUCUUUGUUUUUGAAGUCUCGAGAAAUGGACGAAGACGGUGAAGUCAGUUGAAGUCCGAAGAAAUCAUCAGGGCGUUUUGAAGGGGCUUCAUAAAAACGUUCCAUUCCCAGGCACAUUACCUGUUUCACCAGCCCUGCACCUCCUCGGACACUGGUGUGGAAUUCUUCUCUUUUUGGUGUGUGGUGGCAUUCCGCCCCCCAAUGUGGACUCCAAAGGGUUGGUCCCUUCUAUGUAAUUUGAAAUGAAAUGAUGGCCACACGUCGGACUGGUCUACCGGAGGGAGAUGGUGACAAGCUCAAGGCCUGCGGGUCCCCCACCUGUGAGGUAUCAAAAAGUAAAGAUGGAAAAGAACAAAGCGAAACUGUAUCACCGUCCGAAGAUGAAACAUUCUCCUGGCCAGGUCCCAAAACAGUCAUGUUGAAAAGAACAUCUCAAGGCUUUGGUUUUACAUUAAGGCAUUUUAUUGUGUAUCCCCCAGAGUCUGCAAUUCAAUUUUCAUAUAAGGAUGAAGAAAAUGGCAACAGAGGAGGAAAACAAAGAAAUCGCUUGGAACCAAUGGAUACCAUAUUUGUUAAACAGGUUAAAGAAGGAGGACCUGCCUUUGAAGCUGGAUUAUGCACAGGUGAUCGAAUUAUAAAAGUCAAUGGAGAAAGUGUGAUUGGAAAGACCUAUUCCCAAGUAAUUGCUUUAAUUCAGAACAGUGAUACAACAUUAGAACUUAGUGUUAUGCCAAAAGAUGAAGACAUUCUCCAAGUGCUACAGUUUACAAAGGAUGUCACAGCUCUGGCGUAUUCUCAAGAUGCCUACCUGAAAGGCAAUGAAGCCUACAGUGGCAAUGCCCACAAUAUCCCCGAACCUCCACCGAUUUGCUACCCCUGGCUGCCAUCUGCCCCCUCAGCCAUGGCACAGCCAGUGGAAGUAUCUCCUCCAGAUCCAUCAUUGAGCAAACAGCAAACCAGUACCCCAGUCCUGACGCAACCCGGCAGGGCCUACAGAAUGGAAAUACAAGUGCCUCCGUCUCCCACAGAUGUUGCAAAGUCGAACACAGCAGUGUGUGUUUGCAAUGAAAGUGUAAGGACUGUCAUUGUACCUUCUGAGAAGGUUGUAGAUUUGUUAACUAAUAGAAACAACCAUACAGUUCCUGCACAUAGAACCGAAGAGGUGAGGUAUGGCAUGAACGAGCAGACCUCGCUGAAAACAGUGUCCAGAACCACUUCCCCACCGUCGAUUCCCACCGCCCAUCUCCUUCAUCAGACUGCAGGCUCCAGAUCAUUGGAACCUUCGGGAAUUUUACUUAAAUCUGGCAAUUACAGUGGACAUUCGGAGGGAAUCUCCAGCAGUAGACCUCAGGCUGUGGAUUCGCCUUCCGUGUCUGUUAAUCACUAUUCUCCGAAUUCCCAUCAGCACAUAGACUGGAAAAACUAUAAAACUUACAAAGAGUAUAUUGAUAACAGACGAUUGCACAUAGGUUGUCGGACAAUUCAAGAAAGACUAGAUAGUUUAAGAGCAGCAUCUCAGAGCACAACAGAUUAUAACCAGGUGGUACCAAACCGCACUGCUUUGCAGGUACGACGUCGAAGCACCUCCCACGAUCGAGUGCCCCAGUCUGUUCAGAUCCGGCAGCGCAGUGUGUCCCAGGAGAGGCUGGAGGACUCUGUGUUAGUGACGUAUUGUCCACGAAGUGCAUCUCAAGGAGCCCUGACCUCUCCAUCUGUUAGUUUUAGCAAUCACAGAACUCGUUCCUGGGAUUAUAUCGAGGGACAGGGUGAAACCUUAGAAAAUGUCAAUUCGGAGAGUCAAAUGCCCGAUUCAAAUGGAGAACGGAAGCAGACCUACAAGUGGAGUGGAUUUACUGAACAAGAUGAUAGACGAGGGAUUUAUGAAAGACCCAGGCAGCAAGAAAUUCACAAGCCUUUUCGAGGUUCAAAUUUUACCGUGGCUGCAAGCGUUGUGAAUUCCGAUAACAGGCGAAUGCCCGGCAGGGGAGUGGGAUCUGUGUCUCAGUUUAAAAAAGUGCCACCAGAUCUAAAACCACUGCAGUCCAACAGAAACUUUCCAACCACUUGUGGAAUGUCACUGCCUCGAGGCGUUUCGCAAGACAGGUCACCUCUUGUGAAAGUCCGAAGUAAUUCUCUGAAAGCGCCUUCUACGCAUGUCACAAAACCAUCAUUUAGCCAGAACUCAUUUGUUUCUGUCAAAGACCAAAGACCAGUAAAUCACUUGCAUCAAAACAGUCUGUUGAAUCAGCAGACAUGGCUGAGAACCGAAAGUGCCCCUGAUCACCAGGUGGAGCCCAGGAAACCCCCCUCUCUAUCUGGAGCUCCCGUCGCGCCUGCCCCUCAGACCACUGAGAACUCGGGCGCCUUGGAUUUAGAAUUAUCCGUCACUCAGAGAAUUCAGGACUUAAAUCUCCGAGAGGCUGACAUUCAGGAGUCAGAUACUUUAGAUAAUAGAGAAGCUGUCGUGCUCAGAGAGAAACCUCCAUCCGGUCGCCAGACGCCACAGCCUUUAAGGCAUCAGUCUUACAUCCUGGCGGUGAAUGACCAGGACACAGGGUCGGACACCACCUGUUGGCUGCCCAACGACGCGCGCCGCGAGGUCCAUAUAAAGCGGAUGGAGGAGAGGAAGGCCUCGAGUACCAGCCCACCGGGGGAUUCCUUGGCAUCCAUCCCGUUCAUAGAUGAACCAACGAGCCCCAGCAUUGAUCAUGACCUUGCACACAUCCCCGCUUCUGCUGUCAUCUCAGCCUCCACCCCGCAGGCACCCCAGGCACCCCCCAUAGCAAUGGUCCCACCCAGCCUCACCACGUCGGCUCCUUUAAUUCGCCGCCAGCUCUCCCAUGACCAGGAAUCUGUCGGACCUCCCAGCCUGGAUGCCCAGCCCAGCUCAAAGACCGAAAGAUCAAAAUCCUAUGAUGAGGGCCUGGAUGAUUACAGAGAAGAUGCAAAAUUGUCCUUCAAGCACGUCUCUAGCCUGAAAGGAAUCAAGAUGGUAGACAGCCAGAAGUCAUCAGAAGACUCUGGAUCCAGGAAAGAUUCUUCCUCAGAGGUUUUCAGCGAUGCUGCCAAGGAAGGGUGGCUCCACUUCCGACCACUUGUCACCGACAAGGGCAAGCGAGUUGGUGGAAGUAUUCGGCCGUGGAAACAGAUGUAUGUUGUGCUUCGGGGACAUUCGCUUUACUUGUACAAAGACAAAAGAGAGCAGACGACGCCAUCCGAAGAAGAGCAGCCCAUCAGCGUCAACGCCUGCUUAAUAGACAUCUCUUACAGCGAGACCAAGAGGAAGAAUGUGUUUCGGCUUACCACUCCAGACUGCGAGUGCCUGUUUCAGGCCGAGGAUAGAGACGACAUGCUAGCGUGGAUCAAGACCAUCCAGGAGAGCAGCACGCUCAACGAGGAGGACACUGGAGUGACUAACAGGGAUCUAAUCAGCCGAAGAAUCAAAGAAUAUAACAGUCUGAUGAGCAAAGCAGAACAGUUGCCAAAAACACCUCGCCAGAGUCUGAGCAUUCGGCAGACUCUGCUUGGUGCUAAGUCAGAGCCAAAGACCCAAAGUCCGCACUCUCCCAAGGAAGAGUCAGAAAGGAAACUUCUCAGUAAAGAUGAUACCAGUCCCCCAAAAGACAAAGGCACAUGGAGAAAAGGCAUUCCAAGUAUUAUGAGAAAGACAUUUGAAAAAAAGCCCACUGCUACUGGAACAUUUGGUGUCAGAUUGGAUGACUGCCCACCAGCGCAUACCAAUCGGUAUAUUCCAUUAAUAGUUGACAUAUGUUGCAAAUUAGUUGAAGAAAGAGGUCUUGAGUAUACAGGUAUUUAUAGAGUCCCUGGAAAUAACGCAGCCAUUUCAAGUAUGCAAGAAGAACUCAACAAGGGGAUGGCUGACAUUGACAUACAAGAUGAUAAAUGGCGAGAUUUGAAUGUGAUAAGCAGUUUAUUAAAAUCCUUCUUCAGAAAACUCCCUGAGCCUCUCUUCACAAAUGAUAAAUAUGCUGAUUUUAUUGAGGCCAAUCGUAAAGAAGAUCCUCUAGACCGUCUGAAAACGUUAAAAAGACUAAUUCACGACUUGCCCGAACAUCAUUAUGAAACUCUGAAGUUCCUUUCCGCUCAUCUGAAAACAGUGGCAGAAAAUUCAGAAAAAAAUAAGAUGGAACCAAGAAACCUAGCGAUAGUUUUUGGUCCAACUCUUGUGAGAACAUCCGAAGACAACAUGACCCACAUGGUCACUCACAUGCCAGACCAGUACAAGAUCGUAGAAACACUCAUCCAGCACCAUGACUGGUUUUUCACAGAAGAAGGUGUGGAAGAACCUCUUACAACAGUGCAGGAGGAAAACACAGUAGACUCCCAGCCAGUGCCCAACAUAGAUCAUUUACUCACCAACAUUGGAAGGACAGGAGUCUCCCCGGGAGAUGUAUCAGAUUCAGCUACUAGUGACUCAACAAAAUCUAAGGGUUCUUGGGGAUCUGGCAAAGAUCAGUAUAGCAGGGAGCUGCUGGUGUCCUCCAUCUUCGCAGCCGCCAGUCGCAAGAGGAAAAAGCCCAAAGAAAAGGCCCAACCCAGCAGCUCAGAAGACGAACUGGACAAUGUAUUUUUUAAGAAAGAUAACACAGAACAGAGUCACAAUGACAUUAAAGAAGAAUCCAAAAAAGAGAGUGAGACAUUGUGCAGAAAACAAAGGAUCGCCAUUUCCAAAGAAAACACGGCUAAGAAGGACCCCGGGGCCCCAAAAGACGAAAAGACGCCGCCCCGAAAGCAGAGCGCCGCGUCGGAGGAGCCCUCCCCGCCGCACAGCGCCAAACCCCCGAAGUCGCCGGCGCCGAGCUGCCGCUUCCCGGGGCCGAGAGAGAGCCCCCGGCCGCCCGGCGCCCCCAGGUCCUGCCACUUGGAAGAGCCGGGCUCGGACUCCGGCUCGCAGGCGUCCCCGGCCGGGCUCUCCGCGGGGAAGUGCGGCAGCCCGGGCGCGAGGCACCGCGGCUUUCUGGCCGCCCCGGGCGCCCUCGCGUCGGACUGCCCCGGCGCGCACCCCGCCGGCCUGGACGGCAGCCGGCUCAGCCCCGACGUGCGCGCGGUGGCCGAAAGCCGGGGCGACGAGGCGGACGACGAGCGCAGCGAGCGCGUGAGCGAGGGCCGCCCGGUGGAGACGGACAGCGAGACGGACUUCCCCGUGUUCCCGGGCGCGCUGGCGUCCGAGCGGCUGCUGCGGGGUGCGCUGCAGGACGCCGGCAAGGCGGGCCGCCGCAACUCGGAGGGCAGCGAGCUCAGCGGCACCGAGGGGAGCCUGACGCCCAGCCUGGACAGCCGGAGGCCGCUCUUCAGCUCCCACAAGCUCAUCGAGUGCGACACCCUGUCCAGGAGGAAGUCGGCCCGCUUCAAGUCCGACAGCGGCGGCCUGGGGGACGCCAGGGGCGACCGGGACAGCCCGGCCAUCAGCAGAGUGUUCGACGUCAUGAAGAAAGGCAAGUCCACGGGGAGCCUGCUGCCGCCCACCAGGAGCGAGUCGGAGAAGCAGGAGCCCACCUGGAAGACGAAAAUCGCGGACCGGUUAAAACUCAGGCCCCGGGCGCCGGCCGACGACAUGUUCGGCGUAGGAAGCCAGAAAGCCGGCGCCGAGGCCGCCAAGCGCAAGAACAUCAAGCGGCGGCACACGCUCGGGGGCCACCGCGACGCGGCCGAGCUCAGCGUGCUCAGCUUCUGGAAGGCGCACGAGCAGGCGGCGGACAGGGACGCCGAGCUCUCCGCCGUCCACCGGCUGAAGCCCAAGUGCUCCGCCCAGGACCUGUCCAUCUCCGACUGGCUGGCCCGGGAGCGCCUGCGCACCAGCGCCUCCGACCUCAGCGGGGCGGACGCGGGGGACCCGGCGCCCGACGGCGGUGCCCGCGUGGUCGACGGGGCCGCGCCCGACGCGCCUCCGAGUUCGCAGCCCGCCGCGGGCGCUUCUCCGGGUCCCUCGGCUCCGGCCCCCAGGCCCCUUCUUUCCAGGCCGCCACGGUCACCCGACCAGAUCAACGGAGAAAGCGUCCAGAACAUGAGCCAAAAUGCUAGUUCGGCAGCAUAUAAUGCCCAGCCUCAGAAACUGGCCGAAACCCCAGGCAGUGGAGCACAGUCUCGUCCCUGUCUUUGAUCUGGGGCAUGUCCACUAUAGCAACUGAAAAGCUACUGUUACACGUUCCAGUAACUCUGUAAAUAUUUUCUUGUACCAGAAUUGUUAUUAUGCAGCCUUCAUUUGGGCUGGUUUCAGCAUUUUGCACUGUGGAAUAACUUUACAGUGCAUUACUACAGCCAGAAGAACAUAUGUGUGUGUGUGUG
Enhydra lutris kenyoni (northern sea otter) is the source of this 6520-nucleotide messenger RNA. Its product is annotated as Rho GTPase activating protein 21. The record is from RefSeq and is a predicted model, not a curated record. Gene Ontology annotation, molecular function: protein binding. Lineage: Eukaryota; Metazoa; Chordata; Mammalia; Carnivora; Mustelidae. Gene Ontology annotation, biological process: Golgi localization; signal transduction.